This is a messenger RNA of Sinocyclocheilus anshuiensis, 2297 nucleotides long. RefSeq names its product pescadillo-like. Gene Ontology annotation, molecular function: RNA binding. The transcript has 15 exons. The record is from RefSeq and is a predicted model, not a curated record. Gene Ontology annotation, biological process: maturation of LSU-rRNA from tricistronic rRNA transcript (SSU-rRNA, 5.8S rRNA, LSU-rRNA); ribosome biogenesis. Gene Ontology annotation, cellular component: nucleolus; PeBoW complex. NCBI's taxonomy places the organism in Eukaryota, Metazoa, Chordata, Actinopteri, Cypriniformes, Cyprinidae.
UCAAGGGUCCUACUGUCUCGGCUGACUGACGCCACACAAAACACGUGUGUUAGGAGGACGCGCGUUAGUACUGGAUCAGCUCUGCGAUCUAUUUGCCUUUUUAUUGCAAACGUUUUUAAUUUAGGGUUUGUCAAGUGAAAAAAAAAGUCAACUCCGCUGUAAUGGGCGGAUUACAAAAGAAGAAGUAUGAGAGCGGAUCAGCAACUAACUAUGUCAGCAGGAAUAAAGCCCGCAAGAAGCUGAGUCUGAGUCUGGCUGAUUUCAGGCGGUUAUGCAUAUUAAAAGGAAUCUAUCCUCAUGAGCCCAAACACAAAAAAAAGGUCAACAAGGGCUCGACAGCGCCUAGAACCUUCUACCUGCUGAAAGACAUUCGUUUCCUCUUGCAUGAGCCUGUUGUUGGCAAGUUCAGAGAGUACAAGAUUAGUGCUGGGCGGUAUCCCACGUUCAUUGAUGCUCUCCGAGAUGUAGAUGAUGCCCUCUCUAUGUGUUUCCUGUUUUCUACGUUCGCUCGCACAGGAAAAUGCCACGUUCAGACAAUUCAGCUGUGCCGGAGACUCGGCGUUGAAUGGUUGAACUACAUUAUUGACUUACGGUCCCUGAGAAAGGUGUUUCUUUCCAUUAAGGGCAUUUACUACUAGGCAGAGGUCCUGGGACAAACCAUCACAUGGAUCGUACCAUAUCAGUUUGCCCAUGAUCACCCUACAGAUGUGGAUUACAGAGUUAUGGCCACAUUUACAGAACUCUACACAACGCUGCUUGGAUUUGUCAACUUCCGCCUUUACCAGACUCUCAACCUUGUCUACCCGCCCAAGCUUGAUGGACAAGGAGAGUUCAACCUCAAAUCAGAGUGUGAAGAAGAUUAUGCCCUGGAAUCAGAAAGCUAUUCUGAGAAACUGUCAGCGUUAAGUGCCAGUCUGGCCCGCACGGUUCCCUUAGUGGAGGACGAGGAGGCAGAGCCGGACCAUUUCCCUGCUGAAGGGGAAGACCUGGAGACAAUGGAGGCGAGAGAGAAGAUCGAGCUGGAGCAAAACAAACAGAAGAAGCUCUUCGAAGGGCUGAAGUUUUUCCUAAACAGAGAAGUUCCCAGGGAAUCGCUGGCUUUUCUCAUCAGGUGUUUCGGUGGACAGGUGUCCUGGGAUAAAUCACUGUGCAUCGGCAGCACAUAUGAUGAAACAGACGAAAUGAUCACACAUCACAUUGUGGACAGACCCACCAUCGACAAACAGUACAUCAACAGGUACUACAUCCAGCCCCAGUGGGUGUAUGACUGUGUAAAUGAGAAGAUUUUGUUACCUGUAGAGGAAUAUUUCCUGGGAGUUACACUGCCGCCCCAUCUGUCACCAUUCGUGGAGGAGAGUGAGGGAGAUUAUGUGCCGCCUGAGAAACUCAAACUCUUGGCCCUGCAGAGAGGAGAGAAGCCACAAACGGAAGAAGAGGAGGAGGGAGACGAGGAAGAGGAUGAUGAAGAUGACGAAGAGGAAGAUGAUCAAAGUGAGGAAGAAGAUGAGGCUGAAGAUGAAGCAAAUUUAGCUGAAAUGGAGGAGAAGAGAGCUCAGGGAAAGAGGCUGUCAGUAAAGGUGACCCCUGGUAAAGUCAAACAAGAGAACCGCAUGCGAACCGAACAAGAGGAGAAAGCAGAGGAGAAGAGGCUGGCCAUUAUGAUGAUGAAGAAGAAAGAGAAAUACCUCUAUGACAAGAUCAUGUUUGGCAAGAAGAGAAACGUCAGAGAGGCUAACAAGCUAGCAGCUAAGAGGAAAGCUCACGAUGACGCCAACAAAGCAGACAAGAAGCAGAAGAAGAAGAAAAAGUGCUGAUAUUUAUAUGUAAUAAAGUCUGCCAAGAGACUUUGAGAAGUGUUUCUUCUCUCAUUUCAACUCAUUGCAGCACUUAGUGGGGAUUGUACAUGAUUUACUGAGCACGAUGUGUCAUUUUAGUUUGCCCAAACUGGUUUUCAAUGACACUUUCCUGCAUUUCUUAUGUCUUUGCUUAUCAGUUUUGACUUUGACACAUUUAUAAUAAACAGAAGAUAAUGAUUAUCUUUAAUGACAUGAAGUUUUAUUUUUUUUUAUUCUGUGUGCAUGUUUCAAAUUUGUGAAAAUGUUAAUGUACUAAUUUGGAUAAAGGAUAGAAUUGCAAUUUUAAUAGAAUUGCAGUUGCGAUUAGAAUCAACUAGAAAAGAACGGAUGACAAAAAGCUGUCAUAUCAACAUUACAAAUAGCUGUAACUGCAUCAACAGGCUCUCAGUAUGUUACUACAUUGACUAUUUCCUUAAGCAGGUCAUAAAUUAUACAUUGUUU